Molecule: messenger RNA, 1296 nt
Organism: Bradysia coprophila
Lineage: Eukaryota; Metazoa; Arthropoda; Insecta; Diptera; Sciaridae
Product: replication factor C subunit 4
Biological process (GO): DNA repair; DNA-templated DNA replication
Cellular component (GO): nucleus; DNA replication factor C complex
Molecular function (GO): DNA clamp loader activity; ATP binding; DNA binding
Source: RefSeq, a predicted model, not a curated record
UACUAUUUCUCCUGUCAAAAAACGCGCGCGCAUCACAUUAUAACUGACUGUUUAUCUUCACUCUUCUAAGCGACUGUAAUUCCAGUGAAAUUUUGAAUUGAAUCUAAUUUAGCCCUAACAAUGCACGCAUUCCUUAAAAAUAGCAAAGGCUUGUCGAAGGAUAAGACAAAGUCCAAUCAAGAAUCAUCGACCGUCAAUCGAAAGAAAACACCGGCUCCGUGGGUCGAGAAAUAUCGCCCAAAGUCGGUUGACGAUGUUGUGGAACAAGGUGAAGUGGUGGCUGUAUUAAAACAAUGUCUAAGUGGAGCGGAUCUACCCAAUUUACUUCUCUACGGACCACCAGGCACCGGUAAGACGAGUACCAUCUUGGCUGCUGCACGACAGUUAUUCGGCGAUAUUUACAAAGACCGAAUAUUGGAAUUGAAUGCUUCGGAUGAGCGAGGUAUAAAUGUUGUUCGUACCAAAGUGAAGAACUUUGCACAAUUAACUGCCAGCGCAACACGACCUGACGGCGAACCUUGUCCACCUUUUAAAAUAAUCAUUUUGGACGAGGCUGAUUCAAUGACCCAUGCCGCCCAGGCCGCCCUUCGUCGUACCAUGGAAAAGGAGAGUCGCACGACAAGAUUUUGUCUGGUCUGCAAUUAUGUGUCCCGAAUCAUACAGCCGAUUACGUCCCGUUGCACCAAAUUUCGAUUCAAAUCGCUGAGCGAGCAACGAAUUAUCGAACGGCUCCAAUUCAUAUGCAAAGAGGAAUCGGUUUCCGUCGACGACGAUGUUUACAAAAAUAUUGUCGACAUUUCGGGCGGUGAUUUGCGCCGGGCUAUCACAAUGCUGCAGUCGGUCUAUCGCCUGAAAGGUGGCCAAUCCGUUCAGAUCACCGCCGGCGAUAUACUGGAAAUAUCCGGCGUCAUACCGAAUCGAUAUCUGGAUGAAUUGUUGGGCAUCUGCCGGUCGGGAAAUUAUACGAAUCUGGAGAAGUAUGUGGAGGAUAUUAUCAACGAAGCGUUCAGCAUUGGCCAGCUGUUCGAUCAGUUGUGCGACUUUAUCAUUCAGCAUCCGGACAUAAGCAACAAGCAGAAGAGUGUCAUUUGCGAUACGUUGGGUAAAUGUUGUUUUCGUCUGGAGGACGGUGGUUCGGAGUAUCUUCAAAUAAUGGAUCUCGGAUGUACGAUCAUCAAGGCAAUGCAAUUGUCAGCGUAGCACUGCAGGAUUCACGGUUCGUACAUUACGUUGUUCUAUGAUGAUUUUUCGAAAUAAAAAAAAAACAUUUUUCCAACAGAAAUUUCGUUUUUUAUG